Messenger RNA from Fimicolochytrium jonesii, 1108 nucleotides. Its product is annotated as acyl-CoA N-acyltransferase. The coding region runs from base 253 to 915 and encodes 220 amino acids. The transcript has a single exon. Gene Ontology annotation, molecular function: acyltransferase activity, transferring groups other than amino-acyl groups. NCBI's taxonomy places the organism in Eukaryota, Fungi, Chytridiomycota, Chytridiomycetes, Spizellomycetales, Powellomycetaceae. The record is from RefSeq and is a predicted model, not a curated record.
UAGAUGCCCGAAAUGUGUCCGAAUCCACCCGGAAACACGGAACGCGCGGAAAUGGGCGACUUGUGUGUGCCAGUGCGGGUGCCAGUCUGCCACUUCGUGCAUAUAAAAGCGUCCCUCUCCGUGACGAACUCCGAAUGGGCGAGUUCUUGGUUCUUGGUCUCUGUCCCAAAAGAAAAGCCUUUAGUCCUUCUGAACCACCUUCUAUCGAUCACUCGUCCUCGUCCGCCAAGGUAUACAUAAUCCUCCGGCAAAAUGGCGGACCUAUCCCACUUCCAAGAUAUCAAGCUUUACGGCCCUCGACUAUCCUUUCGCAACACCUCUCUCGAAGACGUCCGCAACUUUACUGCUACAAACUCAGACCCGCGGGCAAUGCAACACCUUCCCAUGAUGCUGAAACAGUGGAAGGAGGAGGAGAUAGCACAGCAAAUUACCUCCCGAGUGGAAGAGCAGAAGCUCGGCAAAGCCAUUGGCCUUACGAUAGAGACGAAAGACUUUGAUCGCCAGUUCGUGGGGAAAACAGGAUUCCGUCAGAUCGAUAUUGGAGCCAAGAUCGGCGAGUGGGGCUUGAUCUUGGACCCAAAUCAUCAUGGAAAGGGGUACGCCUAUGAGGCGAUGGCUGUAGUGAUUGGCUUUGCUUUCGAGAAGUUGGGGCUGAAGCAAGUCAUCAUCAUCACCGCCGAAGGGAACCUACCCAUGCGCACGGCGUGCUCAUCUGUGGGCAUCAAGGAGAGCAAUUUGAAGGAGGUGAUAGAGGCAUUAGGCACCGUGCCAGAAGAGGUGACGACCGCUGGCGGAACAGAGACUUUACAGUUUCAACUGGAAGGACAGGUCUUGUAUGCGGUCUCCUCUACCGAGUGGCCUGCGGUGCAGGAGCAGCUGAAGAAGAAGAUAGAAAAGCGGCUGGCAUUCCAAUAGUAUACAUUCAUCCGUAUACCUUUUUAGACAUUAGACUUUCAUAUGUAAUGCACAAAGGACCCUCUUUUCCAUCUCAAUGAUCGCUCCUGCCUGUCCUCGUGGCAUGGUUGGUAAUAGCGGCCCGGGAUGGCAUCAAGCAUCCCGUUGUAGCGGGGAUGCAACGCCGUCCGCAACUUGUUCAUAGUCAAUCUCA